Messenger RNA from Hyla sarda, 2892 nucleotides. RefSeq names its product ephrin A2 (gene EFNA2). Gene Ontology annotation, biological process: osteoclast differentiation; axon guidance; ephrin receptor signaling pathway. The transcript has 4 exons. Bases 481 to 1077 code for a protein of 198 amino acids. Gene Ontology annotation, molecular function: ephrin receptor binding. NCBI's taxonomy places the organism in Eukaryota, Metazoa, Chordata, Amphibia, Anura, Hylidae. Gene Ontology annotation, cellular component: plasma membrane. The record is from RefSeq and is a predicted model, not a curated record.
UUGGGAUCCGCAGCAGUCAUAGAGUCCUCUAUAUAGCAGUGUGUGCUAGUUUGGCUUCAGCAUUGUUCUUCCUACCUGUUGUGUGGACUCUGCCUCAGGAUCUGUUCCUUUGUUUUUCCCCACAGCCUGCAGGAUGUCCUGACUGGUCCCUCAUCCCGAGCUCAGGAGUUGUCCCCUCCUGGGCUCUAGACCAUGAAAGCGGAGAGAGAAAGUGAGCUGAGCUGGAGCCUGCUCCUUGCAACUGGCCUGAGUGAAAGCCACCGUCUCCCUGCGUGGAAGAGAGCCAGAUCCACUAUUGGGGUACAAGGCAGAUGCCCCAUGGCAUGGAGCUGAGAGCUGGCAGAAAGUGACUAAGUGACUAGCUUCUUAGAACCGUGGUACCGAGCUCUACUCGUAUUCUAGAACACUUCUCCAGGAUAGUGUCCGGACAUGGCAGCGCGGUGUCCGCUGUGAGUGCAGCAAGAAACUUGGACCCCGAGUAUGGGGCCCCUGGUCCCACUGCUGCUGGGGGCCCUGAUUUGGGUCUGUGUCUGGACAGAUGACCCCAGCAAAGUGAUAUCAGACCGGUAUGCAGUCUACUGGAACAAGAGUAACCCCAGGUUUCAUCAUGGUGACUACACUGUGGAUGUGAGUAUCAAUGAUUACCUGGAUAUUUACUGCCCCCAUUACGAGAUUACACUCCCAGCAGAUAGAAUGGAGCGCUAUAUACUCUAUAUGGUCAAUUAUGAUAGCUAUGCCUCCUGUGACCAUCGUCCGAAAGGUACCAAAAGAUGGGAGUGCAACCGGCCAGAUUCUCCUAAUGGACCAUUGAAGUUUUCAGAGAAAUUCCAGCUGUUUACGCCUUUCUCUCUGGGGUUCGAGUUUCGUCCUGGACAUGAGUAUUAUUAUAUUUCAUCCACCCCUCCAAACUCGGUGGAUAAACCUUGCCUCAGGCUGAAAGUUUACGUACGUCCAACAAAUGAUUCUCUUUAUGAGUCUCCGGAGCCUAUCUUCACCAGCAAUAAUUCGGGCCUUAGUCUCAGGGUCCCCCACUCCAGCCUUGGUUUUCUUCUGUUUUGGACUAUCAUUGUAUUGUAGCUGUUUGAUGGCAAUUAGCAAAACAUCAGCACAGAAAAGAGGGAGAAAAUAGGAGCAGAGCGGCACCUGGAAAUCUGGAACAUGUGUAUGAGACACAAACAGGAAAGAAGUGAAUUUCCCCUCAUGAGAACAGUGUGAACAAUCUGGACUUCUGCUGACAUUUAAAUGAGGGCAAAACUUUGCUGAUUAAAUUGGGGCCACAAGUGCAGGCUUGCUGGAGUUUGGAGCUUUCCAGUAACUUGCUUUUUACAUUUUCAGACCAAAUGUAUAGUCUUUUUAUUUUGUAUUCUCAGUAUGUUUCCUGCAUUUGCACCAGUAGAACAACAUAAUUGUGGAGAUUCUUUUCCAAUAUGUAUGUAAUGGGUUUCGACUCGCUCUGACUAUUCUGUCAUCUGACACUUUCUUCCAUUCGCCUGUCAUGUUCCAUCCCAAUUUCUCUACAAAGAGGUUCAAUUCAUAUUGUGAAAUAUUUUGUAGAUGUGUAAGGUAAGGUGCAAAUAUGGAGGGACCAAGAUUGGUUAUCAUGCCUUUGUCUCAAAGACUACAUAAGGCAGCCAAAAGACCGAUUGUUUGUCUUCUGUAAUAGCUUUCUAGUGCUUCUUUCACUUGGACAGAAAAUCACACCUCAGACCCUUAUAAUGUCAAUUUCCCUUGUAACAGUUCAGUUCUCUAUCAUUCUGUUCUUCGCUGUAACAUCAGCGAACAGCUAGUGCUAAAUAAUUAACCUUCCUCUGUGAAUCAGUUUAUUAAGCUCUUAAUCGAUGAAAUGUGGCAUGUGAAGAUUAUUGAUGCAGACAUCAGAGUAUCGCCUCCUCACUGUAGAGUAUUUGUUCACAAGACCCUGUAUACAAUUGCAAGGAUAUUGACAUCAGUAUUGUAACUGAAGAUUCGCAAAGCAUUCUGUAAUUCUGGAACAUAAGUACUUUUUACAACCAGAUUACAGUACAUUUUGGGAACACAGCAAUUGCCUAUUCUAGAAAGGGUGUCUUGUAUAUUAUGUUUAAUUCAUUGCCAUCAGAUGUGAGUGGAUGAGCAAUAGCAGUGACAGCAGUAUAUACAGCCUUUACACUUGGACCUAUAUAUAUAUAUAAAUAUAUAUAUAUAUAUAUAUAUACAUAUAUAAAUAUUUUUUAAGUUAAAAAUAAAUUAGAUAAAGAAGUAACAUAAAAGUUUAUAUAAAAGUGAGAAAUGCUGAAAAACUCUAUUUCAUUUUCAAGGAACAGAGAAAUUUUGUGCCAAUAUCUUACUGAUUUCCAAAAAGAAACCUAAUAGAAAACCAUUCAUGGUGCUGUAAAAAACAUAAAUACAAAUAGACAUGGCUGCCUCUUAAGGAUAGUUAAAAGAACAUUGAGGGAAUCAAAGUGUCUGGACUCAGCAGUUACAUGGUUAGGACCUUUAUGGCUGUAAAGUACAUGUACAAUGCCUCCGCUUUUAGGUGGUGGUACGUUAGCAAAAAUUUCUAACUUGCACUUAAGCUCUAUGUGCUGGUCUGUCUUCUCCUCCAGUCUUCUUUACUCCGUCAACUUUUUAAUACAGCAAAAAAUAAAACGUGGUGUUGUUUCUCAAGCUCCUAUGCUCCCGUGGCAAAUAAAAACCUAUACUUUGUUUUAUUCUCCAUAUGUGAUUCUCCCAUCUCAUCACUCAGUAUCUGUCUGCCUGCUAUAGGUGCAAGUCUCAGACACUUCAUCCAUGUGUGUAAAUAGAGCCAGCAGGUAUACUGUGAUUUUCUAUGUAUUGCUGACAAUGAAUUUUAUGGAAGUUGUAUGAUUUAUAGACUAGGAAGCAAAAACUUGCAAUAAAAUACAUUUUAUCCAC